Drosophila subobscura is the source of this 1310-nucleotide messenger RNA. Its product is annotated as transcriptional regulatory protein AlgP. Lineage: Eukaryota; Metazoa; Arthropoda; Insecta; Diptera; Drosophilidae. The record is from RefSeq and is a predicted model, not a curated record. The coding region runs from base 141 to 1178 and encodes 345 amino acids. The transcript is spliced from 3 exons.
CCAGACAUCACUUCUUUGGUGGAAACUUCAGUGACAAGUUUAGCUCCUGCUGUGAUCAGUGCGCGUUUCCCUCAAGUAACCAAGGACUUAUAUAGCAAUUCCCCUACCAACCGCCAAUCGCAAGUCGAAUUUAAUCCAACAUGAAGUUCAGUGCUGCUUUGGCUCUGCUGGUGAUCGCUGGGUUCGUGGCCAGCGGCGAUGCUCUGCCCGCCAGGAAAAAUCGGCAAUACCUCGUUCCAGGAAUGGUCUACUACCAGCAGCCCGCCGCCGCCGAGUGGUACGGUUCCGCGCCCCAGCAGCGCAUCAUGUACAUGCAGUACGUCCAGCCAGGACGCACCCACGCCCGCUCCACCCAGGCAGCCAGCGCCCUGGUGGCCGGAGAGACCGUUGCCACAGGCACCUACCUGAAGGAUUGCAAUCAUGCAGAGUCUGUGGAUGAGCUCAGCGCCGAGGCCCAGGUCGAGGAUGUCCUGGCCGCUGCCGGUGCUCAUGGAGCUACCUCCGUGGCCGAGGCCUAUCCCGAGGAGACUCCUGUUGUCCAGGUGUCCAUCGAUGCUGAUGUCGUGCCUGAGGCUAAGCCCGAGACUGAGCCCGAGGCUGGCGCUGCCGUCGUGGAGACCGACGAAUCCGCCAAGGUGCCACGUGAAUUCAACUUUGUGUCCGAGGAGGCUGCCGCCGCCGCAGUCGCCGCUGAGGAGGAGGCCAUCGCUGAGCCCGUCGUGCCUGCCAACCGUUAUCUGCCCGCCAAGAAGAAGGUCAUUGUUGAGCUCGAGCAGUCCGAGGAGGAUGAGCCCGAGGUCGCUGCCAUUGAGGAUGAGGAAGCCGAGAACACCGUGUCCGACGAUGUUGACGAGGAUGAGGAGGAGCUGCUGGUCGUGCCCGUCAAGCCAGUGAUCAAGAACCCAGCCCGCGUGCCCAAUGCCCGUCGUCCAGCAGCUAAGAAGCCGGUCAAGGCUGCCACUCCAGCUGCCAAGCCCUCGAAGAAGCCUGCCGCUCCCCUGCCCGCCGGCACCUUCUUCCCCAUCGACUUCGGAGGUACCAACGGCGGCGCCAUCGCCAUUGCCAACUCCUUCAGUACCGGCGAAGGAGGCGCUGCCACCAGCCAUGCCAUCGCCUACGGCUCCCCCGACUCUGUGCGAGCCCGCGUCCGUCCCAAUCCCAGCAAGUUCCGCCACUAAGCCACCGACUGAUGACCAUCCUCCACAUCUUGCUAGAUCCAGUCUGUAAAUUAAAGCUUCUCCUGUAAUUAUUAGCGAAAUUGUCAACCUUUGAGCGCAUUUAAAUAAAGUUCUUUCUGUUUUUAAACGCCA